AUGCGUAAUGGGAAUGAGAGACAUAAACUGGUGAUAGGCAGUUCAGGCCAAGAUGGCUCUGGCACAGCUUUACAACUUGCCCCGCUACAUUUUUAUAUUGUCAAGGAAUUCACGUCAACUAACAGCUCGGCACUGAGUGCGACUGAACUCAGCAAAACGACAGUGCUUUUAUCGAUAGCAAAUUUGCAGGUACCUGUGGAAGGUGGAAUUGUAAUUAGCCGCAAUGGAUAUCCAAAACCAUCACUCUGGCAGGCAAUGUCCGAAUUCAUGCCGCCUAUGGAAGACCACUCGUACUACCCACCUCAAAGUGAUUGGCCUAAUAGAGCGACGAAUGAAAUCGGGAUGGUACUGGUCGGUGGUACUGGAGUGAGUGUGUUUCAUCAAAUUGAGGAAGAAGAUUCUGGAGAUUUUGGUGUCGCUCAGUUGGGAGUAAUUGCUUGUAUCAAUUAUUCUAAUUCAUUUGUUGAUAUAUAUAUAUGCUUUGUGAGUGAGAAAAAAAGCACAUUGCGCUUGGAGUUUGCAGGAAUGGUUCGCAGCACGUCGCAGUGGGACGAAUAUCUUUAA
This is a messenger RNA of Gongylonema pulchrum, 564 nucleotides long. Lineage: Eukaryota; Metazoa; Nematoda; Chromadorea; Rhabditida; Gongylonematidae. The record is from the annotation of a GenBank genome assembly.